GGGCGGCAGCUGCCCCGCUAUUACGAGGUGCUCACAGCCCCCAUCUCCAAGAUCCUGGAUCAGUGGUUUGAGUCAGAACCCCUGAAGGCGACUCUAGCUACUGAUGCAAUGAUUGGAGCCAUGACCAGCCCCCACACCCCCGGUAGCGGGUACGUGCUCUUGCACCAUGUGGGCGAGCUGGAGGGCCGGCGGGGCGCCUGGGGCUACGUGGCCGGCGGAAUGGGGGCCCUGUCCCAAGCCAUCGCCCACGCAGCGGCUGCCUGGGGAGCUCACAUCUUUGCUGAGAAGGCGGUGUGCCGCGUGCUGCUGGGCAGGGACGGGCGGGCACACGGUGUUGUGCUGCAGGACGGGACGGAGGUGAGGAGCAAACUGGUGCUGUCCAAUGCCUCCCCCCAAAUCACCUUCCUGGAGCUCACCCCCCAGGAGCAGCUGCCAAAGGAUUUUGUCCAGCGGAUCCAGCAGGUUGACACACGCUCCCCUGUCACCAAGAUCAAUGUGCCCGUGGAUCGGCUGCCCAGCUUCCUGGCUCCCCCCAAUGCCCGCGAUGGCCAGCCCCUGCCCCACCACCAGUGCUCCAUCCAUCUCAACUGUGAGAGCACCCACCUCCUGCACCAGGCCUUCACCGAGGCCACCCACGGGCGUCCCUCCAGCAGGCCCAUGAUCGAGCUCUGCAUCCCCUCAGCACUGGACCCAGGGCUCGCCCCACGGGGCUGCCACGUCGUGUCCCUCUUCACCCAGUACACCCCCUCUGUGCUGGCGGCCUGGGACGAGCAGGCCAGAAAUGCAUAUGCAGACAUGGUGUUUGACUGCAUCGAAGCCUAUGCCCCAGGGUUUAAGGCAUCCGUCAUUGGCAGGGACAUCCUGACGCCACCAGACCUGGAGAGGAUCUUUGGGCUGCCUGGCGGGAACAUCUUCCAUGGAGCGAUGUCACUGGAUCAGCUGUACUUUGCCCGACCAGCACCAUCCUACUCAAGCUACCGGUCCCCAGUUCCCGGCUUGUACCUGUGUGGAAGUGGAGCCCACCCUGGAGGAGGAGUGAUGGGAGCAGCGGGAUGCAAUGCUGCCCGGGUGGCCCUUGAGGACUUCAGGCGCCUGUGA
Pterocles gutturalis (yellow-throated sandgrouse) is the source of this 1098-nucleotide messenger RNA. RefSeq names its product pyridine nucleotide-disulphide oxidoreductase domain 2 (gene PYROXD2). Gene Ontology annotation, molecular function: oxidoreductase activity. NCBI's taxonomy places the organism in Eukaryota, Metazoa, Chordata, Aves, Pterocliformes, Pteroclidae. The record is from RefSeq and is a predicted model, not a curated record.